AUGAGCGAAGGAACAGAAAUGUUGAAGGUCGAUCCGUCCAGAGCCGUAGCUCUGGCCUCGCAGCUCGGCAGCGUCAGUGAGCGCAUUGCCGCCGUGGCCCAGGGCAGAAGUGUCCGCCUUGUGGCCGUGUCCAAAUUGAAGCCGGCCAACGACAUCCUGGCCCUGUCACAACCACCCAUCUCACAACUGCACUUUGGCGAGAACUAUGCCCAGGAGUUAAGCCAGAAAGCAGAGUUGCUGCCGAAGAGCAUCCAAUGGCAUUUCAUUGGAGGCUUGCAAUCUGGCCACUGCAAGAACCUUGCCAAAAUCCCCAAUCUCUUCUGUGUAUCCAGCAUCGAUACGGCCAAGAAGGCGCAGCUGCUUGAUGAGCACCGGGGCAAGCUGAUCUCAUCGGCAUACCCGGCGACACCCGUCCCCAAGCUCAACAUCCACGUGCAGGUCAACACGUCGGGCGAGGACUCAAAGUCCGGGUGCGCCCCAGGCGACGAGACCGUGGCCCUCUGCCGCCUGGUCCGCGAGCAGUGCCCCAACCUCCACCUGCUGGGCCUGAUGACCAUCGGCGCCAUCGCCCGCAGCGUGGCCACCACGCCCGAGAACGAGAACGAGGACUUCGUCCGGCUGCGGGAGCAGAGGGACCUGGUCGCCAAGGAGCUCGGCCUCAAGCCCGAGGACCUGGAGUUGAGCAUGGGCAUGAGCGAGGACUUCGAGGGCGCAAUUGCCAUGGGAAGCAGUGAGGUCAGGGUCGGCAGCACAAUAUUUGGUGUCAGAGGGCCCAAGAGCGAGGCAAAGAUCACAGUUUAG
Molecule: messenger RNA, 801 nt
Organism: Neoarthrinium moseri
Lineage: Eukaryota; Fungi; Ascomycota; Sordariomycetes; Amphisphaeriales; Apiosporaceae
Exons: 3
Coding region: 1-801 (266 amino acids)
Cellular component (GO): intracellular anatomical structure
Molecular function (GO): pyridoxal phosphate binding
Source: RefSeq, a predicted model, not a curated record